AAACAUUUUCGAGCCAUUCUCUACAGAAGACCUCCUUUUGUUCCUUGUAUGUUCUUGAUUCCAUUCAAACAUUUUCGACAAUAUUUGGUCACGAUUCACACCAAUGGAGAAACUCAACCUUUGCCUUCUGAUUCUUGUCCUAUCGAUAUUCUCCGUGAAGUGUGCAGCGGAGAGUAGUACUAGUCUUUUACAUCCUCGUACUAAGACUUUUGUAGAGUUACAGUGCAGGCGAACUCGUUAUCCAAAACUAUGCGUAACUUCUCUAGCCAACCAUGUAAAUUCUACUUCACAAGAUCCUCAGGAAAUAGCUCAAGUUGCUUUGAAGGUAAGUUUAGUUAGGGCUGUAUACACAAAAUACUACCUCAUGAAGGUAUGCAAAGAACUUAAUCAAACCAAAGCUAAGGAUAAUCAAGGAGUGUACGAUUGUUUCGAACAAAUCUCCAAUGGCGUUUCCCAGCUUACAAAUUCUGUUAAAGAGCUUCAACAUUUGAGUUUAGAUGGUGAAAGAGCAUUUGUAUGGCAUCAAAGUAAUGUUCAAACUUGGCUUAGUACAGUUUUGACUGAUGCAUUCAAUUGCUUGGAUGGGAUUAAUUCUGGGUAUUUAAUGGGUGGUAAAGUGAGGGCUACUAUUAAAGCUAAGGUUCUUAAUGUUGCACAAGUUACAAGCAAUGCUUUGGCUUUGUUUAAUGGGUUUGCAGAUAGGCAUAAGGCUUCUCAUCAUGAUGGCUAUGGCAAAAACAAACCCUAAAAUACGUGCAACUGGCCCGGACAACACAGUUAACAAGCAGGCUCGGACACCACUGUUAUUACAAGUAAAAUGGGAUGUUGAAUUUGUGUUUUGGCUUCCUUUAGUUCUUUUUGUUAUGUAUGUCACUACAUAUGUAACUUCACUUUCCUUUCUUUCCCUUUUUUGUUUUUUGGGUGCAAACGGGAAUAAUAUAACUUCACUAAAUCUGUGAAUAUAUAUUUUUGUACUUACUUUAUAUAUAUAAAAGGA
This is a messenger RNA of Nicotiana tabacum (common tobacco), 997 nucleotides long. Its product is annotated as pectinesterase inhibitor 9-like. Gene Ontology annotation, molecular function: enzyme inhibitor activity. Lineage: Eukaryota; Viridiplantae; Streptophyta; Magnoliopsida; Solanales; Solanaceae. The record is from RefSeq and is a predicted model, not a curated record. Gene Ontology annotation, biological process: negative regulation of catalytic activity.